UGACAUCAUGUUAAGAACUUUACUUGUGGAACACUGCCACUUUUCAUAAUGGUGUGUAUACUCAGAUAUUCCAUUAUGUCCCCUCAUACCUCAUAUUUAGGAAAAAUACAGAAAGGGUACCGAAACUCAUUCGCCGGAAGUUGACACAAAAUGGCGACCGAAGUUGAAGGUCGCUGACAGUACUUUCCACGAGAAGAAAUAGCGGCACCUACGGUUCUCAGAUGACAAAAGAAAUGCAGGCAAGAUAGCCUGUGAUAUCUCCUAGUGGGGACUGUGUUGUUUAUUUCUUCGGAACGACCGCGUGUUAGUAAUUGUUUUUAGAAUAUUAUAGAUGUUUAACUUUCUGAAUAGACGUUGAAAAGUACACAUUGGUAACAACACCAAAAGCUUAUAUUUAAUACGUACUAAUCGCUGUUUUGAUUAUCCUGAAUUAAUAGGUUAUUUCUCAUUUCAACACGAACUUCGUGUAAGUGUGAUUUACCACGGAAUGAAUACGUUUUGUUUUGUAAUGAUAUACAUCAUAAGUUGUAGCACGGUUGCUCAUUCGCUGACUAUCAUAAAGCUUGUCAUCUAAUUGUUGUUGUUUCUGUUUCAGUGCGUAAAAAAUACACUCAUACUGGCUGUAUGCAUUUGUUGGAUACCCUGUUAUUAUUUAGAUUCCUAUUUCUUAUUUUGAAGAAUAUGUGUGUAUCUGUUUCUAUUGACACUUUCUAAAUUUCCACCGCGCACCGCUUCCAUAAUAUUGGCGAGGUGGGCGCGGUUAAUUUGCGAUUGUUCGUCUGGAACAAAAUACCGUGACACGCGACCUUUGACAUGCCGCGUCACAGAGGUUACCGCUGCCCGAGUCAAAACAAUAAAGUUCUACGUUUCAAUCGCUAACGUUGAUACGUAGAUGAAUGAAAUGUGAUUAAAGAUACUAAUGGCGCUACAAUAGUUCAUCCUUGUUUUGUUUGAGAAAUCAGCACAAGGGAUGCUCACGGAAAUAUAUAAAAAGGUUGCCUCCCGCCAAGAGUAUGAAUAUUCAUGAGUGUAAAUAUAGCCCCAUGUGACAGACGACAACAUAUCAUCGUUGGAACAUGACGGCAGUGGGAGUGGGUGAUGACUACGAUUUGGGGGAGUCGGACUUUGAGUCGGACAUAUCCGUCGAUUCUCUCGAUUCCGACUCAGAGUCUGACUCCCAAUCAGGAGAAAUGAGCGAUGAAGAACUUCAAGAAGAUGAAGAAGAAAGAGGGGCCCAACCAAUGGUUCGUGGCCCCUGGCUGCCUGUGCUGGACACAGACAGCUUUGACCUCGGCAAUGACAUUGACUUUGCCGGGGACUGCGGCCCUGUCAACCCUCCAGGUGAAGAUGCCCCUCCUAUCAAAUAUUUUGAUCAACAACUGGGAGGAGGGGAUGGAGGUGUUGAUUUGUUCGACCUGCUGGUCAGGGAGACAAACAGGUAUGCAGAGCAGUACCUGCAGGGCCGCACUCUAUCGCCGCAGAGCAGGGCUCGGGCUUGGAGACCCGUUGACCGGGAAGAAAUGCGGGCAUUUCUUGGACUCUUGUUGGGCAUGGGUGUCGUCAGGAAGCCAACCAUUUCAUCCUACUGGAAUGAGGGGGACAAGAACUGGCUGGCAUCAACACCUUCCUUCGGGGCAACCAUGUCGAGGAACCGCUUCCAAAUCAUCAUGCGGUUCCUCCACUGCAAUGACAAUUCUGCUGCAGUGCCCCGAGGGCAGCCAGGUCAUGACCCCCUCCACAAGAUCAGGCCGGUCCUUGAUCUUGUGAAUGGAUCCUUCGCAAACACUCACCGGCUGGCCCAGAGUGUUUGCGUGGAUGAAAGGAUGGUUGGCUUUAAGGGACGACAUCAUCUUGUUCAAUACAUGCCCAACAAGAAAGCACACAGAUGGGGAGUGAAGUUGUGGAUCCUUGCCGAGGCGGGUACUGGAUACACCCAUCAAGUCCGGAUCUACAAGGGCAGGAACCUUGGAGGACCACCACCCAGGGCAGGCCUUGGGCACAGUGUGGUCAUGGACUUGAUGGAACCGCAUCUCGACAAGGGACACCACAUCAUCUGUGACAACUUCUUCAGCAGUCCGUCUCUCUGCCAUGAUCUCUUCGACAGGGAGACGUUCUGCACAGGAGUUGUCGCCGUCCGGAGGAAGGGAAUGCCGAGCUCCUUUGUUGGGAAAAGACCACCCAGGGGCUCGACAAUUGUGAGAAGACAGGGUCCACUGCUGGCAGUGCUCUUUUCAGACAGGAGGGUCUUCACAAUUUUAUCUACCAUGGGUAGUCCAAGAAUGGAAGAUGGGCUUAACUCACGGGGCCGGUCUGUCACUCUCCCCUCAGUCGUAAGACUAUACAACACCUUGAUGGGGGGAGUUGACCUUGGGGAUCAACUCAUUGCUGUAUAUGAUCCCCAAGUCCGCUCCGUGAAGCUGUGGAAGAAAAUUUUAAUCAACUUUCUUCUCACAGCUUCAGUUAAUGCCUAUCAGACCUUCAUGAACACCCAUGGUAGGACGACCCCCCGUCUGGACUUCCACAUGUCCCUUCUCCACUCACUCGUCGGGAACACUCAUGUGACUAGGAGGACUGGCAGACCAAGGACCCAGCCUCCUUCCCGACGACUGACCGGACGCCACUUCAUCGAAGUGCUGCCUGGAAGGAAGAGGAAACAGUGUGUCCUCUGUAGAAAACGACAGAGGACCACAGAUGGCUCUGCAGGGAAGGUCAGGACUUGGUGUCCUGACUGCACUGUAGGCCUCUGUGCCCGCUGUUUCAGCCAGUAUCACACAGCCGCUCACAUUGAAGAGUGAACGGCUGUAUGUACUGGCAUAUCAUCCCUUCAGGCAGUUUCCCCAUCUGUGUGCUUAAGUCCACUGUACAUAAAUUUUGUGAGAGUAUGACUUACGCCGUAAUUGCAAUACUAAAGCAAAGUCACGGCGAAUUAUUGUAUAUAAAUAUAUUGAUUGUAAAUAUUCUUGAUGUGAUUUGAGUGUGAGAGUAUGACUUACGCCGUAAUUGCAAUACUAAAGCAAAGUCACGGCGAAUUAUUGUAUAUAAAUAUAUCGAUUGUAAAUAUUCUUGAUGUGAUUUGAGUGUGAGAGUAUGACUUACGCCGUAAUUGCAAUACUAAAGCAAAGUCGCGGCGAAUUAUUGUAUAUAAAUAUAUUGAUUGUAAAUAUUCUUGAUGUGAUUUGAGUGUGAGAGUAUGACUUACGCCGUAAUUGCAAUACUAAAGCAAAGUCACGGCGAAUUAUUGUAUAUAAAUUUAUUGAUUGUAAAUAUUCUUGAUGUGAUUUGAGUGUGAGAGUAUGACUUACGCUGUAAUUGCAAUACUAAAGCAAAGUCACGGCGAAUUUUUGUAUAUACAUUUUUUCUGUAAAUAUCGCCAAUAUUAUUUGAUUGUGAGAGUACGACUUACGCCGUAAUUGCAAUAUUAAGGCAAAAUCACGGCGAAUUAUUGUAUACAAAUGUAGUGCCUGUAAAUAUCCUUAAUAUUAUCUGAUUGUGAGAAUAUGACUUACGCCGUAUUUGCAAUAUUGAAGCAAAAUCACGGCGAAUUAUUGUAUAAUAUCUAUUUAUACCAAAUGUCUUUCAUGUAAAUAAAUAUGUAUAUAAUGAGA
Messenger RNA from Haliotis rubra (blacklip abalone), 3605 nucleotides. Its product is annotated as piggyBac transposable element-derived protein 4-like. NCBI's taxonomy places the organism in Eukaryota, Metazoa, Mollusca, Gastropoda, Lepetellida, Haliotidae. The record is from RefSeq and is a predicted model, not a curated record. Bases 1077 to 2795 code for a protein of 572 amino acids. The transcript has 6 exons.